AUGACUGAACACGUUAUGGUUUUUAUUAGAAGGGGAGGUGACUAUAACGGGACGACUAUCUGCAGGAUUGGAAUUUUUCAUCCUGUACAAGUUUAUCUUGCUUUCCAAAAAGAAACACCAAGCCCGCAUGUUCGGCUAAAUAACGGUCUUAAUGAUCAUGAAGAGAAUUAG
Messenger RNA from Diversispora eburnea, 171 nucleotides. The record is from the annotation of a GenBank genome assembly. Lineage: Eukaryota; Fungi; Glomeromycota; Glomeromycetes; Diversisporales; Diversisporaceae.